This is a messenger RNA of Linum tenue, 1081 nucleotides long. The record is from the annotation of a GenBank genome assembly. Lineage: Eukaryota; Viridiplantae; Streptophyta; Magnoliopsida; Malpighiales; Linaceae.
CGGCUCACAGCAAAGAACUCUGUUUCAUCGUCAACCACAAAAAUGGCAUCCGGAAACUGCGAGCCCCAGUUCCCGCCAGAGAGCCAGCCAACUCAGCCGGCCAAGGAAUACUUGAUGCAGCCUCUCCCUCUGCCCCUCAGCCCUAAACCCUACAAACCCUCUGACAAACUCCUCGGGAAGGUAGCUCUGGUGACGGGAGGCGACUCUGGAAUCGGCAGAUCGGUGUGCCUACACUUCGCCAUGGAAGGCGCCACAGUCGGGUUCACGUACGUCAAGGGCAUGGAAGACGUCGACAAGGACGAAACCAUCAGACUCAUCAAACAAAUCAAACGCCCUUCCUCCAGCAGAGACCCGAUCGCCAUAGCAGCAGACCUUGGAAACGAAUCGGAGUGCCAGAGGGUUGUUGACGAGUUUAUUAAAGAAUACGGGACCAUCGACAUCCUGGUCAACAACGCGGCGAUUCAGUACUACACCGACUCCAUCGACGACAUAACCGAAUCCAGGCUGGAGAACAUAUUCAGGACCAACAUAUUCGCCUACUUCCUCAUGGCGAGGUUCUCACUGAAUCACAUGAAACGAGGGAGCUGCAUCAUCAACACCACCUCCGUCGCGGCCUACAGAGGGAACAGCGAGCUGCUGGAGUACAGCGCCACGAAGGGAGCGAUCGUGAGCUUUACGAGGAGCUUCAGUGCGAGGCUCGUGGAGCAGGGCAUUCGGGUCAAUGCGGUUGCUCCCGGACCCGUUUGGACGCCGAUACAGGUGGCCAAGAUGCCGCCGGAGAGGUCGACCACGUUGGGAUGCGAGGUGCCGAUGAAGAGGGCGGCAGAGACGUAUGAGAUCGCGCCGUCGUAUGUGUUUCUGGCUUCUGAUGAUUGCUCUUCUUACUUCACUGGUCAAGUCCUGCAUCCAAAUGGUGGGGCUUGAUCGUUAAUGCGUAAACCGUUGAACGGCGUUGCAAAUAAGAUACGAAUGGGGAUCGUGUUUCUCCCAUCAAUAAUGUCAGUGUCACCGUUCACAAAGAAGAUACGAAUGGUGAAUUGAUCGUUGUAUAGACCGAAUGAAGUCUGUUACAUGUAUGCAU